Molecule: messenger RNA, 1974 nt
Organism: Thlaspi arvense
Lineage: Eukaryota; Viridiplantae; Streptophyta; Magnoliopsida; Brassicales; Brassicaceae
Source: the annotation of a GenBank genome assembly
AUGAUCCAAUAUAUGACUAAUUUUCUUAAGAAGUUUCUCAUCAAUUCCAUUUUUCAUUUGCAGAAUCUGAUCUCACAUCAUGCUUCUUGUUUCACUCGUUUUCUCUCUUUGCAUAAACCAAUCUUCCUCUCCAGUGCUUCAUCAAGAGAUACAAUUGUUGAAACCGACACAUCAAAGGCACAAUCUUUUUCCAAAAUCGAAGAAUCAGAAGAAGUAAAGAUGAUCGAAUCAGAAAAUUCAGGAGUCGAUGAAGACGAAGAGAUUAAGGAAUCGCCGAAGUUUGUUUUCAAAUUCGCUUUUCAGACGGAAACUUUCGAGAAAUUAAGCAGAGAAGGUUACAGAUCGUUGAGUGAUUCUGGUGAGAACGAGAGCGAGAGCUGUUUUUUGUCUUGUUCUUCUUCCUCUUCUUCUCCGGCCAUUUCCACGGCGGGGAACAAGUAUGAGUCUCAAUCUCCGGCGAAGAAUCUCACUUUCGUUGUCGAAAACCCAAAGGCGGCGACUUUUAGGGUUGAAGACUGUUUGAAUGAGAAGAAGCUAGAAAAAACAGAGGAUUAUUCCGGCGAUUCUGAUUCCGAUUUCGGAGGAACAUCACCGGAGGAGAAAGGGGAAGAUCGUAAAAUCCAUAAUUCUGGUUCUGGCUCUGAUUCAGAGGAAGAAGAUGCAGAAGAAGAAGAGGAAGAAGAAGAUGCAAACGAAUUCGAGAGUUUAUGGGAGCAUCAGGAUUUGAUAGAGCAACUUAAGAUGGAGAUGAAGAAGGUUAAAGCAAUCGGUGGGCUUCCGACAAUUCUUGAGGAAGAAGAAGAUGAUUGUCCUAAGUUCAUGGAGGAUUUAAAGCCAUGGAGAAUCGAAGAAGAGAAGAAAUCUAAACAUGUUGAUACAUUUGGAGAAGUUCAUAAGUUCCAUCGAAGUUACAGAGAAAGAAUGCGAAAACUCGAUAUCUUGAGUUUUCAGAAAUCUUAUGCUCUUGGGCUUCUUAAAUCAAAGAACUCCUCGACCGUUGAUAGCUCUCCUUCUCAGGCAUCGGUUUUCUCGGUUAAUCUUCGGUUAUGGAAACCGAAGAAACCAGAAACCGAACCAAUGGUUCAAUUCAUAAAAGAGAUUCAUGGAGAGUUGGAAAACGUAUACGUCGGUCACAUGUGUUUGUCGUGGGAGAUUCUUCACUGGCAAUACGAAAAGGCCAUUGAAUUACUAGAAUCUGAUGUGUACGGAUCUCGCCGGUACAACGGAGUCGCCGGAGAGUUCCAACAGUUUCAGGUUCUGCUUCAGAGAUUUCUUGAAAACGAACCUUUCGAAGAGCCUAGAGUGCAACAUUACAUCAAGAAACGUUGUCUUCGUCGUAAUCUCCUUCAAGUCCCGGUUAUUCGAGAAGAUGGAAACAAGAAGAAAGGUAGAAGAAGAGAUGACGAGGAAAAUGAUGAUGGUGCGAUUAAAAGCGAUCAACUAGUGGAGAUUAUGGAGGAAACGAUUCGAUUGUUCUGGCGUUUUGUACGUUGUGAUAAGCUUACUAGCUCGAUUCAUGAUCAGAAAUCGAGAACCAAAUCACAAAUAGAACCGGAUCAUGAAGAAGACUCGGAAGAUCUUGAGAUGUUCGCAGAGGUUAAAUCAGAACUUCAAAAUAAGGAGAAGAGGUUGAAACAUGUGUUGAAGAGUGAGAGAUGUAUCAUAAGAAGAUUCAAGAAGCACAAGGAAGAAGACUCAACAGAUGAUCAAGUGCUUCACUUCUUCUCACAGGUGGACAUGAAGCUUGUGACAAGAGUCUUGAACAUGUCUAAAUUGACUAAGGAUCAUUUGGUUUGGUGUCGUAAUAAGUUGACCAAGAUUAGCUUUGUGAAUAGAAGGUUACAUUUAGAAUCUUCCUUUAGUCUCUUCCCUUGUUGAGAUUUUGUACUGACAUGUAGUUGUAGAUAAAUCGGAGUAAUAAAAAGUUAACUUUAUGUUCUAAAGAUGUUCGUGUAAGUACCUAAGGCAAAUUAG